This is a messenger RNA of Paramecium tetraurelia, 2385 nucleotides long. RefSeq lists its product as uncharacterized. The transcript is spliced from 4 exons. Gene Ontology annotation, biological process: proteolysis. Lineage: Eukaryota; Ciliophora; Oligohymenophorea; Peniculida; Parameciidae. The record is from RefSeq and is a predicted model, not a curated record. Gene Ontology annotation, molecular function: calcium-dependent cysteine-type endopeptidase activity. Gene Ontology annotation, cellular component: cytoplasm.
AUGUUAAGUUACUAAUUAUUUAAUAAAAUAUCUAAAAUGAGCUCAGAUUCGUUAAUUCAAGAAGCUCUAUCUUAAUUUAUUAUGCUAAGAAGCCCAAGGGAAUUGUUGCAUGAAUUUAAGACCUAGGCUUUGAAUUUAGAAUAGAUAAGAUAGCUAGUGUAAGUUUUCGAUCCAAAUAUCUCUAAUGAAGACAUAAAGUACUUUUAUCUGAAGGUGAUUACCAAAUUCAAAAGCCCUGCAGGAAUAACAGAGGAUAUUUAUCAAUAAAUAGUGGAUGAUGAAGAAUUUACAUUGAGAGGAGGAUCAUAAAAUUCUUAUGAUUCUUUACCAUUGUUAAAGAAUAUCAUUAGAGGAGUGAGAGAAAAGAAGGUGCCCAUAUAGAGAUUGUAUAAUUUCUAUGACAAAAAUAAGGAUAAAGAACUAUAAGACCCUGAAUUUAGAAAUUUAUUAGAAUUCUUUUACGUGGCAAUAACAGAUGCACAAUUCAAAAAGCUCAGAGAGGAAUUUCCUGAUAAUCCAUUAAGUGAAAGUGCAAUUGUCAGUCUGUUUGAAAAAUGGUAGGAGAUUGUUUUUGAAAAUACUCAAGGUGAUCCAUAAAUCAUUUUGGAAGCCCCAUCAAAAACAUCAAAUCUAUUGACUAUUCCCAAACCAUAAUAAACAAUUAGUUUAGAAUUGACUAGGGAAGAAGAUGAAAGAUUUAAAGAUUUUAUGGGAGUUGACUUUAAGAUUCCAGGAGUAAAGGAAUUGGCUGAUCUUUAAAAAAGAUGCUAAUAAACAUAAGAGAUAUUUACAGAUCCUGAUUUCCCCCCAAAUGUAACAAGUUUGGGACCAAAAUUCAGUGCCAAUAAUUGGAAACGUUUAUAAGAACUCUUUUAAGGAGAACAAAAGGUUUUUUCAAUAGAUACCCAACAUGAUAAAAGUGGUGUUGGCUUAAAUAAAUGGAUAUCUCAUAGAGAUAUUUGCCAAGGUGAUCUAGGUGAUUGCUAUUUUAUGUCAACUUUGAGUUCCAUAGCAUGCAAAUGGCCUGAUCAAAUUAAAGACCUAUUCCCUAUUUAGAGAGCAAACAAAUUUGGUGUUUAUGGUGUUAAGAUGUGCAUUAAUGGAGAGUGGAAAGUUAUCCCUAUAGAUGAUAAUAUACCAGUAAAAAAUGGCAAAAUUGCCUUUACCAAAAAUGCUGAUAAAGAGAUUUGGGUGUCAUUGUUAGAGAAAUCAUGGGCAAAAGUAAAUGGGUCCUAUACUAAUAUUGAUGCUGGAGAUCCCAGAGAAGUUAUCAAAACAAUUACAGGAGGUCCAGUUUGGCUUUUAUUAACAAACAAGCCAAAUUUCAAAGAAAAUUUCAUUACUUGCGUUAAACAAAAGUGUGUUAUGGUGACUGGUACUUAUAGUAAAAAUGCUGACUACUCUGCUAUUGGAUUAGAACCAGGACAUGCAUACUCUAUCUUAAAUGUUAAGACUGUAAAUCAUCCUUAAAGAGGAUAAGUUCAUUUACUUAAGAUAAGAAAUCCAUGGGCACGUAAAGAAUGGAAGGGUGAUUGGAGUGACGAAUCAGAUUUGUGGACCCCUGAAUUAAGAGAGUAGGCUGGAAAUACUGGAAAGGAAAAUGACGGAAUCUUUUUUAUGUCAUUAGAUGAUUAUACCAAAUACUUCUUUUCAGUGUUCUGUGGAUAUUUCAAAACUGAUUACAUUUAUAACUCUAUGAGAUUCAACGUUAGAAGGAACAAGGGAGUGUAUUUCGAAUUCGAAAUUAAAAAAGAAGGAGAAUACUUCUUUGCCAUUCAUUAAGAAUCUACAAGAUAAUAUAGAUCUCAACCUGAAUUGAAAUAUGAAUACUCUUAUGUUAGACUCUUAUUAGCAAAGGAAUUACAAAAUGGAUAUGAAUACUUAGAGGGAAAAUUCUAUAAGGACAUUGAAACACAUGUUGGCAGAGUAGGAGAGAAUUUCACUCCUGGUAAAUACAUUUUAUACAUCAAAAUCAAAUGGCAUGUACCAUCUUGGAAUGAACAUUCAGUUGUGUUGAGCACUUAUGGAGAACAAUAUGUGUAAUUGAAGGAAGUUCCCAGGGAUCCAAAUCUUGUUUCUUAGACAAUGAUGCAUCAAGUCAGAUCCAACAAUAAGGUGGAAGAAGUAUUGCCAGGAAUCACUAUGAAGAUGGACAAUAAUGGAAAUCUAGGAAUUGGUUACAUCUAUUAUAAGAAUGAAUCCAAUCAAUAAGUGAACUUUGAAACAAACUUAGUGAACAAGGGAGGUUGUAAAUUGACCAAACCGGAAAGAGGUUAUUAUUUCAAGAGUUUUAUACCUCCAUAAGGUGAAAGAUUAGUUACUUUUACAAUCACACCUCCAAUAACGGAGUUGUCCAUGCCUACAUUAAGUCAUAAAUUAUUAUGA